UUCCGGAAGCGGCUCUGCGUUGCGUCAGCUGGGUUUCUGCUGGAACAGGCAAAGCGACAGAGCGCCUUCUCUGCGUGUUGUGUUCCUGUGUGUAGAAGCGAUGUUUGUGGCAAGGUUAGCGUGCCUGCGGGCUCUCCCCGUAACCGGCCUGAGGUCGGCUCUGACGCCAAAGAUCCCGGCUCUUAAACCUGCCGUACCUCUUCUCAAACCUCACCAGGGUUACUCCACCCGAGCGAGGUUUGGACUGCGGCGCAGUAAGACAGCCAAAGAUCAGCUCCAGGAGGCAGCGUUCGAACCGGCGACAGACACGGCGUUUAAAAUUGAUCAGAUGGGGAGGGUUAUCCUGGCGGGCGGAGCUGCAGUUGGACUCGGAGCUCUGUGUUAUUACGGUCUCGGGAUGUCCAAUGAGAUCGGCGCGCUAGAGAAAGCUGUUAUCUGGCCGCAGUAUGUGAAGGACCGGAUCCACUCCACCUACAUGUACUUUGCGGGCAGUGUGGGCGUGACCGCUCUCUCUGCUGUGGCUGUCAGCAGGACUCCUGCUCUCCUGGGUCUCAUGAUGAGAGGAUCCUGGCUGGCUAUCGGAGCGACGUUCGCGGCAAUGAUCGGUGCUGGGAUGCUGGUCAGGUCCCUCUCCUACGAACACAGUCCCAUUCCUAAACACCUGGCCUGGAUGCUGCAUGCAGGUGUGAUGGGUGCCGUCGUGGCUCCCCUCACUCUGCUGGGCGGUCCCCUGAUGAUGCGUGCGGCGUGGUACACAGCGGGCAUUGUGGGCGGUCUCUCCACCGUGGCCAUGUGUGCUCCCAGUGAGAAGUUCCUGAAUAUGGGCGGACCGCUCGCCAUCGGCUUCGGAGUGGUCUUCGUCUCAUCACUGGGCUCCAUGUUCCUGCCUCCCACCUCGGCGUUCGGGGCAGGUCUGUACUCGGUGGCCGUUUAUGGAGGUCUGAUCCUCUUCAGCAUGUUCCUGCUGUACGACACGCAGAAGGUGAUCAAACGAGCCGAGACGCACCCGCUGUACGCCACGCAGAAAUACGACCCCAUCAACGCGUGUAUGGGCAUCUACAUGGACACACUCAACAUCUUCAUGAGGAUGGUCAUGAUUCUUGCCAACGGCGGUGGAGGAAGGAAGAAGUAAAUCAUCAGAAAAAUCCUGCUCCUCGUGAAGAGAUGAGGACGUGAGAGUGGAUGAACUGUGAACUGUUUAUAAGCAAAAGAAAGAAAUCAGUUUCCAUUCCUGCUCCUGGGGUUUAGCUGCCAUUUACACUCUCUCACAAGCGCACAGAGAGUUCCGCACUCAGCUGAGCUGUAGAUAUUCUCACUCUGAUCGUCCUGUGCUCAGCGGAGCUUCAUUAGCACUGUGUUCACGUAAUAAAGUCGCUGUUGUGGUUUAUUUUCUUUAAAGUUUAAUUUCCAAGCAAAUAUAUCACUUUGCAUGUCUAUCAACAGGAAGAAUAGUUCUGAUAUUUUAAACUCUCAGAAGUGGAAAAAAAAAUCAUCUUUAAAGAGUUCACUCUGGUUCCACUGACGGCUUCAGAGCAGCCAUUAUUUAUUGAUUUAAUUCAUGUUUAUUUUAUGAUGCACUAAAUAAAAUAUCGGAGUAAUAAAUAUGA
Molecule: messenger RNA, 1607 nt
Organism: Neoarius graeffei (lesser salmon catfish)
Lineage: Eukaryota; Metazoa; Chordata; Actinopteri; Siluriformes; Ariidae
Gene: ghitm
Product: growth hormone inducible transmembrane protein
Exons: 9
Coding region: 101-1132 (343 amino acids)
Cellular component (GO): mitochondrial inner membrane
Source: RefSeq, a predicted model, not a curated record